AUGGAAAUGGAUCAAGAUAUGGAGCAACAGAUGGAGCAAGAGCAUGUUCAGGAUGCAGAACCAGAGCAAGGGCCGAGACAAGGCCUGAGUUUGAGCAGCCAAAUGAAGAACCAUAUUGUACAGUUCCUACAACAGCAAUGCCAAGCUGGAGCACUGCCACAUGGUUCAUUUCAAGAGGCAGCCAAUAGAUUCAAAGUGCACAGAAGUACAGUGAGCCGCUUAUGGGGGAUAGCCAAGCAGCAAAUUUCAGAUGGGGAACCUGUUAUCAUGAGGGGUAGAGCAUCAGGAUAUACUAAGAAAUCAGGUAAAGUACAUUUUGAUGAUGAAAAAUUCAAACAAUUGUCUUUUCUUGAGAGGUCUUGCUAUAGAAAGCUUGCAUAUAAAAUGGGAGUUAGCAAGACCACAGUUGGUAGAUGGGCAAAGAGUCACCUGAUAAGGCCACAUACAAAUGCCAUAAAACCAGCACUUACUGAAGCAAACAUGACAAAAGCUUCAGACAGAUACUACCUGUUGCCGAAUGAGGAUGAGCCUUACAGGGCUUGCAAGUCAAAAAGAUUCAUCACAAAGGUGAUGUUCAAGUGUGCUGUAAGUAGGCCACAGUUUGGCACAAAUGGUCAGACCAUCUUUGAUGGUAAAAUAGGAAUAUUCUCAUUCACAGAACAAGUUCCAGCCAAAAGGAAGUCCAAGAAUAGGCCAAGAGGGACAUUAGAGACUAAACCUAUACCAUCAGUUAACACGGAAGCAAUGAGAGAAUGUCUCUUGAAUCAGAUUAUUCCAGCAAUCAAGGCAAAGUGGCCAGCCAAUGCAAGCAAGGAUAUAUAUAUCCAAGAAGAUAAUGCCAAACCUCACCUAAGAUCUUUUGACUCACAAUUUGAUGAGCUUGCAAGUUCAGAUGGAUUUAAGUUCCAUCUAAUUAGCCAACCAGUCAACUCCCCAGACACCAAUCAAGAUCCUAGAAGUGCAUGGGGGCAACAACUACAAAAUACCCCACUUGAACAAGGAAAGGCUGAGAAGGACAGUGGGGCUUCCUACAUCCCUAGAAGUUGGGGAGAAUCUGGUCAAAGAGAGCUUGGAGUAUCUACUACUACCUCAGAAUGA
Messenger RNA from Salvia splendens (bonfire salvia), 1098 nucleotides. RefSeq lists its product as uncharacterized. NCBI's taxonomy places the organism in Eukaryota, Viridiplantae, Streptophyta, Magnoliopsida, Lamiales, Lamiaceae. Gene Ontology annotation, molecular function: nucleic acid binding. The record is from RefSeq and is a predicted model, not a curated record. The coding region runs from base 1 to 1098 and encodes 365 amino acids. The transcript has 3 exons.